CACCGCCGCUGUUGUUUGUGAACAGGAUGAGCAGCUCAGAGGAAGUCUCCUGGAUAUCCUGGUUCUGUGGACUCAGGGGGAAUGAGUUCUUCUGUGAGGUUGACGAGGAUUACAUACAAGAUAAGUUCAACCUGACGGGUCUGAAUGAGCAGGUGCCUCACUAUCGGCAGGCUCUGGACAUGAUUCUUGACCUGGAGCCAGAUGAGGAGCUUGAAGAUAAUCCAAACCAGAGUGAUUUGAUAGAGCAGGCUGCAGAGAUGCUCUAUGGACUCAUUCAUGCUCGCUACAUCCUCACUAACAGAGGCAUCGCCCAAAUGCUUGAAAAAUAUCAACAAGGAGAUUUUGGCUAUUGCCCUCGAGUUUAUUGUGAAAAUCAGCCAAUGCUUCCGAUUGGUUUGUCAGACAUCCCCGGAGAAGCGAUGGUGAAGCUCUACUGUCCAAAAUGCAUGGACGUGUACACGCCCAAAUCCUCCAGACACCACCACACAGACGGAGCCUAUUUCGGUACCGGCUUCCCUCACAUGUUGUUUAUGGUGCAUCCAGAGUAUCGGCCAAAGCGUCCAGCCAACCAAUUUGUGCCAAGGCUGUAUGGUUUCAAAAUUCACCCGAUGGCUUAUCAGCUUCAGCUUCAAGCUGCAUCGAGUUUCAAGAGCCCGGUGAAGACGAUUCGCUAAAGCCACACAUGGACUCUACUGCCAUUCAAGUCAAAGCAGUAUAUUCAAUGUUUGAUCAAAAUAGCAGCACAGUUGUCAAAUAUUUUAAGUUUUUUUUUAUUGAAAUGUGACGCUACAGAGACGAUGUUUGUGCAUCAUUUGACUCUUGGGAGACUCGUCAGAAAUGACAGAACUUUAAGGCUAAAGGUUUGUUUAUGUUGUGAUGACCAGCCACAGCCUUAAUGAUGCUUUAAAAUUAAAAUUAUUUUCCGCUUUUAAUCUAAAGUGAGAUAAAUCACACAGAUUGGAUUGUAGAAUGUUCUUUUUGUGCUUAAGUCUCGGUAAUGUAUAAAGGUGCCAUGAAAAGCUGUAAAUCCCAUAUAAGAAAGAUUUCUUUCCUUUAGCUUAGAUGAAUUUAUUUAUUUGAAGAUUAUUUUUCCUGUUAAAUCUGUAUUUGUAUCAAAAUGAUAGAUUGUAUUCUAUGGAACAAGUGAAUGAUAAAUAAAUGUUUAUUUCUUUGAAAA
This is a messenger RNA of Oryzias melastigma (Indian medaka), 1177 nucleotides long. Its product is annotated as casein kinase II subunit beta. Gene Ontology annotation, cellular component: protein kinase CK2 complex; cytoplasm. The transcript has 6 exons. Bases 27 to 674 code for a protein of 215 amino acids. The record is from RefSeq and is a predicted model, not a curated record. Gene Ontology annotation, molecular function: protein kinase regulator activity. NCBI's taxonomy places the organism in Eukaryota, Metazoa, Chordata, Actinopteri, Beloniformes, Adrianichthyidae.